Messenger RNA from Capsicum annuum, 909 nucleotides. RefSeq lists its product as uncharacterized. Bases 1 to 909 code for a protein of 302 amino acids. The record is from RefSeq and is a predicted model, not a curated record. The transcript is spliced from 3 exons. Lineage: Eukaryota; Viridiplantae; Streptophyta; Magnoliopsida; Solanales; Solanaceae.
AUGACAAAAGUUAUGAUACAAUUGGAGUUGCUAACGAAGUAUGUGAUGGGUGCACCCACGAAAACGUUAAACACCAUGGCAUCUAAGUUCUAUGAGGAGGAGGAGUCCACGAGUCUUGAUGAGGAGAUUCAGUAUUUAACUAACUAUCCGAAAAAACAUGUGAAUGAGGAGGCUUUGAAGUCUCAAGAGGGAAACAAAGAAGAAUUAAUGCUAAGUGAAAAUGUGAAAGAUGAAGAGGGAGAUCCGAAGGUAGUGGAAAAUGAUAAAGUGCAAAAUAAUUCGUUUCUUACCAUAAAGAUUCCUUCUCCAUUACCUCAAAGACUCAAAAAUAAAGAUGACAAUGCCAAGUUCAAAAUAUUCCUUGCAAAGCUUAGCAACCUGUCUAUUAAUAUCCUGUUACUUGAGGCUAUCCAAGAAAUCCCGGGGAAUACUACGCUUAUGAGGAAAUUGAUAUCGAAAAAGAGGCCUGUUGAGGGUGACGCCAUUGAAGUGACCUAUGGGUGUAGCCCUAUCAUGUCCAGUACGAUAGAAAAAAAAGAGGACCAAGGGGACUUUACAAUUCCAUGCACCAUUGGGACACAUAUGUUUGAAAAAGCUUUAUGUGACCUUGAUGCAAGUAUAAAUCUUAUGCCUUAUGUAAUAUAUCGGAGGCUUGGCUUAGGCACCCCUACUCUAACAAUGAUAAGGCUUUUGAUGGUGGACUGGUCUAUCAAGAGACCGAUUGGGGUCUUGUUUGACGUAGCUAUCGUUGAUUUAGAAUUGGGUGAAAUAAAGUUUAGGGUCAAAGAUGGUGAAGGUCACUUUCGGGUGUGCAAAACAAAGAAACAACCCAUGGAGCUUCAAGUGGUAUCAGUUAUUGAUGUUGAGAACACGGGGGUGGAUGCUGGGUCCAUUGAGGAUCCAACUUGA